AUCUUUGAAGUGAGAAGCUGGGGGAAGGCGAAGUGAAAGGGUCGGAGACGAAAAGGGGAGGCUGUGGAAGGUGGGGGGACAGGCAGCAGGAAGGUCGGGGUAAGUGAAGGGAAGGUGAGGGGUGAGGAGCUCAGAGAGGACAAGAUGGUCGGUGGGGCGAAUAGGGGAUCCCGCUGGGGUUCCGGGUCGAGUGCAAACCUGAGCGUGUUUGGAAAUUGGGAGACUUGGGGGCGAAGGAGACUUAGGGCCCCCCUCCCGCCUCGGAGACGGGGAGGCAUGUCCGGGGCGUGGGACCCCAGGCUGGUGAGGUUGGCCUUGUUGCAGCAGCUCCGGGCUGUCUAGGGUAUCAAGGUGGAGGGCGGCCGUGGCCUGAGCGAUCGCAGGAGACACGAAGCCGCAGCCACGGAAAUAGUGGGUAAAAUAUUUGGAGUGCCUUUUAAUGCGUUGCCCCAUUCUGCUGUACCUGAAUAUGGACACAUUCCAAGCUUUCUUACGGAUGCUUGCACAUCUUUAGAAGAGCAUAUUCACACAGAAGGACGUUUUAGGAAAUCAGGAUCUGUUACUCGUCUAAAAGUACUAAAGAAUAAAUUGGAUCAUGGUGAGAGCUGCCUGUCUUCUGCACCUCCUUGUGAUAUUGCAGGACUUCUUAAACAGUUUUUUAGGGAAUUGCCAGAGCCUCUUCUCCCAGCUGAUUUACAUGAAGCACUUUUCAAAGCACAACAGUUAGGUACAGAGGAAAAGAAUAAAGCUACGUUACUGAUCUCCUGUCUUAUGGCUGACCACACAAUUGAUGUAUUAAUAUAUUUCUUUAACUUUCUCAGGAAUGUUUCUCUUAGAUCUAGUGAGAAUAAGAUGGAUAGCAGCAAUCUUGCCGUUAUAUUUGCACCAAACCUUCUUCAAACAAGUGAAGUACAUGGAAAGAUGUCUGCUAACACAGAAAAAAAGCUACGAUUACAGAUUUUAUCCUGGAAAAGAUACCGGCUAUGUUGGGUAUUGAUGGUCUCUGUGCUACUCCAUCACUGGAAGGCCUUGAAGAAGCUGAAUGUGAAACUCCUGGUGACUGUAAGAGAAAGCAAAGACAGAGUGUAGGAGAUUUUGUUAGUGGAGCAUUGAAUAAACUUAUAUCUAACAG
Messenger RNA from Talpa occidentalis (Iberian mole), 1132 nucleotides. It is a transcript of the gene ARHGAP11B, whose product is annotated as Rho GTPase activating protein 11B. Gene Ontology annotation, biological process: signal transduction. NCBI's taxonomy places the organism in Eukaryota, Metazoa, Chordata, Mammalia, Eulipotyphla, Talpidae. The transcript has 2 exons. The record is from RefSeq and is a predicted model, not a curated record.